Euleptes europaea (tarantolino) is the source of this 5380-nucleotide messenger RNA. It is a transcript of the gene ACAN, whose product is annotated as aggrecan. Gene Ontology annotation, biological process: cell adhesion. NCBI's taxonomy places the organism in Eukaryota, Metazoa, Chordata, Lepidosauria, Squamata, Sphaerodactylidae. Gene Ontology annotation, molecular function: calcium ion binding; hyaluronic acid binding. The record is from RefSeq and is a predicted model, not a curated record. The transcript has 18 exons.
CACACAAGAAUCUUAACUGCUCUGCCAGGUGCAUGGGACUUAAAUUCUUGAAGCACUGAAUUGUUAAAGGUAAACUAUGACCACUUUGCUACUAGUAUUUGUGAGUUUGCGCGUCAUCACCGCAGCUGUCUCUGUGGAAGUCUUAGAUCAUGGAGCCACACUGAGUGUGAGCAUACCUUUACGCUCCCCCUUGCACGUCCCCCUGGGCCACACUCUGACGAUCCCCUGUUACUACAUCGACACGUUGGAGCACGUCACCACGUCUCCUUCUACCGCCCCUCUGUCCCCGAGAAUCAAAUGGAGCCGGCUCUCAGAAGGAAAAAAAGUCGUCUUGCUGGUGGCCCUUGAUGGGCACGUCAGGAUCAACACCGCCUACCAAGGGGUGGUUUCUCUGCCCAACUACCCUGCCAUACCUACCGAUGCCACCCUGGAAAUCAAGGCUCUUCGAUCCAAUGAUACCGGGACCUAUCGCUGUGAAGUGAUUCAUGGCAUUGAGGACAGCCAGGAUACAGUAGAGGUGAAGGUGAAAGGCAUCGUGUUCCAUUACAGAGCCAUCUCGACCCGGUACACUUUGGACUUCCACAAGGCCAAACAAGCGUGCGUCCAGAACAGCGCUGUCAUUGCGACCCCCGAGCAGUUGCAGGCUGCCUACGACGACGGCUUUGACCAGUGCGAUGCUGGUUGGUUGGCAGAUCAGACUGUCAGGUAUCCAAUGCACCAUCCCCGAGAAGGCUGUUACGGAGACAAGGAUGAAUUUCCUGGUGUGAGGACCUAUGGCAUUCGGGAAACAGAUGAGACCUACGAUGUGUAUUGUUACGCAGAGGAAAUGGAAGGUAAAGUCUUCUAUGCCACCUCCCCAGAGAAGUUCACUUUCCCAGAAGCAGCAGAGAAAUGCCACCGCCUUGGUGCCCGUUUGGCAACUACAGGAGAACUGUACCUGGCCUGGAAAGAUGGCAUGGAUGUUUGCAGCGCCGGCUGGCUGGCAGACCGCAGCGUUCGGUACCCCAUCUCCAAGGCACGCCCCAACUGCGGUGGCAACCUGCUGGGGGUGCGAACGGUGUACCUCUACGAUAACCAGACAGGGUAUCCUCACCCCCAUUCCCGCUACGAUGCCAUCUGCUACACUGGUGAUGAUUUUGACACCGUUGUCCAUGAGAACUUAACUGAUGAGAAAAUCGGCGAAUUGGGCAGCGGAUUCACCAUCCAGACUGUCACCCAGACAGAUGUAGAGCUGUACUUCCCACGCAACAUCACAGAGGAGGAAGCCCGGGGCAGCGUUGCCACGUUGGAGCCGAUCGACUUUACAGCCGCCGCUUCGGAGCUCGAUGAGGGCUUCACGGCGACUCCGGAUCUCUCUGCUACUGACGUCCCCGACGAGGCCGAGAACAGGACUGAGGUGGGGAUUUGGGAGAGUCUAGAAAAUGCCACCGUCUCAAUCCUGGACGCUCUUUUCACCACUGAUACCCCAGAGGUGAGCUCGGAAGAGGUGACCUCUUCAGAGGUGAGCUCGGAAGAGACUUUGUGGGCCACGGCGACGCCAGAACUGGAGUCUGCCUCUCCGUUUACAGUAGAGGAUCAGAUUGUGCCAGGGACGGCUGCACCUGAUGUUGGACACAUCCCCAGGCAGCCCAUGUCGUCCACAGGUACUGUCUUUCAUUACCGACCGUCCACUGAUAGAUAUUCCCUAACCUUUGUCAAAGCCCAACAAGCUUGCCUGGAUAAUAACGCUGUUAUUGCCACUCCCGAACAACUGCAGGCUGCCUACGAAGAGGGAUACGAUCAGUGUGAUGCCGGCUGGCUGAGGGACCAGACAGUCAGAUACCCCAUUGUCUUUCCACGGAGCAAAUGUGAAGGAGACAAGGAGGAUGUCCCAGGGGUGCGGACAUAUGGUAUGCGCCCAGCAUCAGAGAUGUACGACGUAUACUGCUAUGUUGACAGACUAAACGGUGAGGUCUUUUUUGCAACGCAACCAGAACAAUUCACCUUACUGGAAGCCCAAGAAUACUGUGAGAGCCAGAACGCUACCCUGGCUUCGACUGGACAACUCUAUGCUGCCUGGAAGUUGGGUCUAGACAACUGCCGUGCCGGCUGGCUGGCUGAUGGCAGCCUCCGAUACCCAAUCCUGCACCCACGCCCUGCUUGCGGGGGGGACAAACCCGGUGUGAGAACCAACUAUUUGCACCCAAAUCAGACAGGAUUCCCAGAUCCACAGUCGAAGCACCAUGCCUUUUGCUUCAGAGCUCUGCCAUCUCUGUAUGAGGACGUCGAGGAGGAUCUAAUUGCCACCCAAGUGGUCCCUGGGGUUGAGGAGGUCCCUUCUGGAGAAGAGACGACAGUGGAAAUGGAGUUUGCCACUGAUUCUGAAAAUCAGACCGAGUGGGGAAUGGAGGUGUUUCCAACAAACAUAUCAUUGAUACAUGUGAGUCCAUCAGUUGUUUCUCCCGUUGACGUGGAUGAAACAAGUGCCGAAGCUCCCAUCACGGAGACCUCUGCUUCUGGGUGGACUUCGGGAGCUCCAGUUAUCAGUGGGAUGUACGAACCCAGCGGAGAACCCCCUGUUUUUACAGAGAGUGGAUUUCCUUCUGGAGCCCCAGAUUUCAGUGGGCUCCUUUCUGGAGAAAGCGGGCUACCAUCAGGAGACGCGAGUGGCCUGCCUUCUGGCAUUAUUGAAGUCAGCAUCUUACCUUCUGGAGAUGAAGAAUUAUCCGGGAUUGGUUCUGGAAUCCUGGACCACAGGGAAAUAAUCCCUGGACUUCAAGAAGGCAAAGGGAUUCCAGAAAUUAGUGGGCUGCCUUCUGGAUUUAGUGGAGAGGGUUCCGGCAUGGACCUUUUCAGUGGCUUACCAUCUGGAGAGUUUGAUUACAGUGGUCUCACGUCUGGAUUUCCAACGGUGUCUCUUGUGAAUGCCACUUUGGUAGAAGUGGUAACCACAGAGGCAGAAAAGGAAAUGGAAGGGAAAGGAACAAUUGUGCUUGGCCGCGAAGGAGACUUAUCAGGUUUGCCCUCCACUGAGUGGGACAUUAGUGGGGUAAUCAGUGGGUUACCCUCAGGAGAUGACAUCAGUGGAAUACCUGAUAUCAGCGGGUUUUCCUCAGGACUUGAUGUCAGUGGAGAACUGUCUGGGAUACCUGAUAUAAGUGGAUUACCAUCGGGACUUGAUGCUGAUGGACAACCAUCUGGUCUACCAGAUAUCAGCGGACUAUCCUCAGGAAUUGACCUCAGUAGAGUCCCAUUUGGGAUACCUGAUGUAAGCGGCUUUGUAGACUUAAGUGGCCUGGGUUCAGGUGUCGAUGGAAGCGGUGAACCUUCUGGGGUUACCUUCAUCGGCGCCGAUUUGUUUGAAGUGACAACAACCCCUUCCACGACGGCAGAAGAAGGGAAAGGGUUUGUGGAAAUAAGUGGCUUGCCUUCAGGAGAUGAGGAAUCUGGCACGCUGUCUGGAAUGUUGGACAUAAGUGGUCAGACCUCUGGCCAAAUAGACUUCAGUGGAUGGACCGUAGGUACUCCUGAAGUCAGUGGACUUCCCAGUGGGCUAAUGGACAUCAGUGGAGAAAGUUCUGGUGUUGGUCUCCCGAGUGGCUUGCCAUCUGGAGUUUUUGAUUAUAGUGGGCUUCCAUCUGGGUUUCCUACCAUCUCUCUUGUGGAUACAACUUUGGUGGAAGUUGCAACGCAGCCCUCUGUUGCACAGGAAGCAGGAGAAGGAACAUCUGGAAUAUUAGAAUUCAGUGGGUUUCCUUCUGGGGAAGCCUCCGGGGAACCGUAUGAUGUGACAACUGUGAGUGGACUGCCAUCAGGGGCAGUAGACGUCAGUGGGGCGUCAUCGGGGAUUCCAUAUUUUAGUGGAGAAAUUGCUGGUGUCACUGACCUAAGUGGAGAACCCUCCGCUACAUCUGGGACCAGUGGUGAAACUUAUGGAAUUCCAGAAGUUACCUUAGUAACUUCUGAUUUAGUCGAGGCUGUGACAGAACCAACAGUUUCACAGGAACUGGCUGGUAGAAGAGACGCGAUGCAUCCCCAUUUUUCUGAACCAAGUGGGGAAGAUUCCACAUCUAGUGGAGAGACUUCCGCAUCUCCCGAAAGUACCAUUAAAACCCCUGAAUAUCAUGACAUUAUUGGCGAAACAUCCACAUUUCAUGAAGGUAGUGUAGAAACGUCUACUAUUCAUGAAAUUAGUGGAGAAGCAUCAGCAUUGCCUGAAAGCUAUCCAGAAACAUCCACCUUUUUUGAAACAGGUAGUGAAACAUCUGUGUUACCUGAAAGCCACCCAGAAACAUCUGGGGUACCUUUUGUCAGUGGCUUGCCUUCAGGGCAAUACGAUGAAAGAAGCCAGAUUCACGGGGAUAGUUCGGGGCCACCCCCUCACCCCAUCUCAGAUGGUCCGGAGGAAACCUUUGUGCCGGACAUUCAGCUCAGCACCAGUGAUCCAGAUUCCGCACCCCCGGAGCAUGCCAAGAGUCCAGAAGGGACCCAAGUCGAAACAGAGGCUUAUACACAUAUACUGUCUGAAACAGAAGGUGCUGCUGCUCCAGAGUUUCCAUUCACUACUCCUACUGCUACAGAAGUCCUGCCUGAAGUAUCACCGGUGAUCGACCCUUGAUUUCUUGCAGACAUUGAUGAAUGCCACUCCAGCCCCUGUCUGAAUGGAGCUACCUGCGUCGAUGGCAUCCACACUUUCAAAUGCUUAUGCCUUCCCAGCUACGGAGGGGACCUCUGUGACAUCGAUCUGGAGGAUUGUGACAUGGGCUGGACGAAAUUCCAAGGCAACUGCUACAAAUAUUUUGAAGAGAGACACACGUGGGUGGAUGCCGAAAACCUGUGCCGGGAACACCAGUCCCAUCUGAGCAGCAUCAUCACUCCAGAGGAACAAGAGUUUGUGAACAACAAUGCACAGGACUACCAAUGGAUUGGCCUCAGCGAUCGGGCUGUCGAACAUGACUUCCGGUGGUCUGAUGGGCACUCCCUGCAAUAUGAGAACUGGCGUCCCAACCAGCCCGAUAACUUCUUUGCCACAGGAGAAGAUUGCGUGGUAAUGAUCUGGCACGAGAAAGGCGAGUGGAACGACGUGCCCUGCAACUAUCACCUCCCGUUCACCUGCAAGAAAGGAACAGUUGCCUGCAGCAAUCCACCCGUGGUAGAGAACGCUCGGCACUUCGGCAAGAAGAAGGACCGCUACGAGAUCAACUCCAUGGUCCGGUACCAGUGCAGCCAGGGCUACCUACAGCGCCACGUGCCCACGAUUCGGUGUCAGCCCAAUGGACAAUGGGAAGAGCCACGGAUAGCCUGUAUAGAUCCCUCCACCUACAAGCGCAGACUACACAAGAGAAGCCCCCGGUCUCGGUCGAGGACCAAUCGAGGAACGGCACAGCGAACCGCCCAUUAA